Molecule: messenger RNA, 7925 nt
Organism: Sorex araneus (European shrew)
Lineage: Eukaryota; Metazoa; Chordata; Mammalia; Eulipotyphla; Soricidae
Gene: CRACD
Product: capping protein inhibiting regulator of actin dynamics
Exons: 12
Coding region: 700-4737 (1345 amino acids)
Biological process (GO): negative regulation of barbed-end actin filament capping; maintenance of gastrointestinal epithelium
Source: RefSeq, a predicted model, not a curated record
CGGGGCGUGGGGCGGGGGGUCCCGGCUCGGAGGAGCCCGUCGCGGGGAGGCGGAGGCGAGACAAAGGUUUCCCCUGUUUACUGCGGGCUGCACGCCGCCGGGACGGACAGCGGCUUCUCCUGCGCCGCCCCCCACCAACGCCCCGCGCCAGCCCCCCGGGGGGUCUGGCCGCGCUUUCCCCCCCACCCCUGGUCUUGCACCGGCCCUGGUGUGCGGAGCGCGGUGGGGGCGAGACCCCGGGACCCGCCGAUCGCCUGCACGCGGUGGGUGGGGUGUCGGAGCUUUUAUGCACCGGGCACGGUCAGGAAAACGCGGACCCUCGCGCUGGAUGGGAGAUGUGCUCAGCGUCGCGGGCAUUUUCCGAACUGGGCACGGAGGGACGAGGAAGACGCAGCUUUCACACGAGCAGUGAUUCCCAGGCUUUCUUGACGAUGUGCCCUAUUUUCUGACACAUUGGACACCAAAUUCUCCUCUUCACAAGAAGACAGUUUUGCAUGUGUGGCUGUCAAGAUAGACAAGAAGAAGGCCGGCAAAUUCCAGCCUUUCAAGAAGUUAUUUAGCAAGAGGAGGAAGAAGGACGCGACCUCGUCCCGGGAGGUGUCUGCAGGGAGGAGUCGCCGCCCCCCGUGUGUCAGCAAUGGGACCGUCUCUUCAGAUGACGAGACCCUGGAGGACAAUCUAAGGUCCUUCAACUAUUCUAUGGGAACCCGGGCAUUUUCCCAUGACAGUAUUUUUAUCCCUGAUGGGGGAGCCGAGAGUGAGCAGACAGUUCAAGCAAUGUCACAGGACAACAUCGUGGGCAAAGUCAAAACUCUUCAGGACUGUGCUUUAUUUUUCAGUCGACUAAGCAGUAUGUUCCUGCGACAGCUGGGCAAGAACAUCAAGUUUGGGCAGCCACCACCCCAGGCUGUUCCCAUGAAGAAGGCGGACAGUGGGGACGCGAGCCUAGAAGAGGACCUGUUCCUGACCAGUCCCAUAGAAAUUGUGACCCAUCAGGACGUCAUCCUCUGCGACUCCGAGCACCAGCCCAGUGAUACGUCCAGCUCUCUGAGUCCUCUGAACCAGCCGGCAGCCAGAAGUGAGAUGGAGGAGAAGGUCACUCCAGCGAAACCAUCUCGGCCCAAAAGACACUUCUCUUCUGCUGGCACCAUCGAAAGCGUCAACCUGGAUGCCAUCCCCCGUGCUAUCUCGCGCCUCGACAACAGUGCCGCCAGGCACAAGCUGGCCGUGAAGCCAAAACACCAGAGGGUGUCCAAGAGGCACCGGCGACUCGCCGGGGACCGGCUCGGAGAACACGGCGGCCUUCCACAGCCGCUGUCUCUGGACCAGAACGGGCACUCUGGAGAAGACAAGCUCGUCUGGCAUGAAGAGGAGCCAGAACCACUGGACGCCGAGGACAAGAGACGCCAUGAGGAAUACUGGCGGGAACUGGAGGCCAAAUGCAAAAGGCAGAAGGCUGAAGCCGCGGAGAAGCGACGCUUGGAAGAGCAGAGGCUGCAGGCCCUGGAGCGCAGGCUGUGGGAGGAGAGCAGGCAGCCGGCGCUCCUGGCCGAGGGGCCGGAGGACCUGCCUGGGGAGGAGGAGCAGGAGACACCUCUGGAGAAGCCGAGAGGGACAGCGUGGCCAGAGCCCGGGGAAGACAGGCUCCCAGAGGAGGAGACGCAGGUGAAGGAGAGACGCCAACUGCAGCAGGCGCUGGAGGCACGCAACAGGCAGGAGGCCGAGAAGCAGAGGCAGGAAGAGGAGGAGAGAGAGCAGGAGCGCUGGAGGAAGAGGGAGGAGGAGAGGAGGCAGGAGGAGCUGGAGGAGCAGAGACGGCAGGAGGAAGAGGAGAGGGUGAGGGAGCUCAGGAGACAGGAGGAGGAGAGGAUGGAGGAGCUCAGGAGACAGGAGGAAGAGGAGAGGAUGAAGGAGCUCAGGAGACAGGAGGAGGAGGAGAGGAUGAAGGAGCAGGAGAGGAUGGAGGAGCUCAGGAGACAGGAGGAAGAGAGGAUGAAGGAGCUCAGGAGACAGGAGGAAGAGAGGAUGAAGGAGCUCAGGAGACAGGAGGAAGAGAGGAUGAAGGAGCUCAGGAGACAGGAGGAAGAGGAGAGGAUGAAGGAGCAGGAGAGGAUGGAGGAGCUCAGGAGACAGGAGGAAGAGAGGAUGAAGGAGCUCAGGAGACAGGAGGAAGAGAGGAUGAAGGAGCUCAGGAGACAGGAGGAAGAGAGGAUGAAGGAGCUCAGGAGACAGGAGGAGGAGAGGAUGAAGGAGCUCAGGAGACAGGAGGAGGAGGAGAGGAUGAAGGAGCAGGAGAAGAUGGAGGAGCUCAGGAGACAGGAGGAAGAGAGGAUGAAGGAGCUCAGGAGACAGGAGGAGGAAGAGGAGGAGGAGAGGAUGAAGGAGCUCAGGAGACAGGAGGAGGAGGAGGAGAGAAAGAGAAAGGAAGCAUUGAGAAAGCAGGCAGAGAUGGAGGCACUGAGGCGACCGGAAGCAGAAAAGAAGGUUCGGGAAGAGGAAGGUUCCCUGGAGCUGGCCCACCAGAGGGGCCUCCGGAGCCCACGCCGUCGGAAGGACUUUGCAGAGAAAGCCGACGGCCCCCAGCCGGCGCCGCAGCCGGGAGACGGCGAGGAAGCGCGCAGAGGGGAGAAGCCGCAGCUGCAGCCCCCGGAGGCGCCACCGGGGGAGCGGCGACAGGGGAAGAGAGAGGGAACCCGGGCGCAGCGACCCCAGAAACCAGACGCGCCCUCGGAAGAGCCACCGCGGGCGCCGGCCGCCAGGAGCGGGGAGGAGCUGCGCUGGCGGGAGGUGGACGAGCGGCAGAGCACGCCCAGGCCCUACACGUUCCAGGUGUCGUCGGGGGGCAAGCAGAUCCUCUUCCCCAAAGUCAACCUGAGCCCGGUGACCCCCCUGAAGGAGGCGGGCGCGGGCCCGGCGCCGGCGCCGCCCCCGGAGCCGCAGCCCCCCAGGGCCGGCGCGGCGCCGCCCGGCCUGCCGUCGGCGCUCAGCGUGCCGCACACGGCCAUCCUGGUGACGGGCGCCCAGCUCUGCGGCCCGGCCGUCAACCUGAGUCAGAUCAAGGACUCGGCCUGCAGGUCCCUGCUGGGCCUGGCGGAGGACAGGCGGCCCGCCGAGGGCGCGGCGGCCGAGCGCGCGGGGAGGCCCCGGCCGCCGGCCCCCGACGCGCCGGGCGGGGAGGGGGCGCUGGCCGAGUUGAUGUCCAUCCGGUCCCGAAUCCUGCGGAGCGCCGAGGGCGAGCCGCGCCCGGGGGACAGGGAGCCGCCGGGGCCCGAGGGCGGCGACGAGCCGGCGGCCGCGCCGCGCCGGACGCCGUCGAUGGGCGCCAAGUUCUGCAUCAAGCCCGCCUGGCAGAAGUUCGCGGACGGCGGCGGCGCCGACGGGGAGGGCGGCCGGAGGCGGGCGGCGGGCGACGCCCGGGAGAGAGGCGGGCCGCCGCGGGAGCCGGCCGACGCCACGGACGGCUGCCAGUUUGCCAAAGACCUGCCGUCGUUCCUGGUCCCGGGGCUGCCCUCGCCGCCGCCGCCGCCACCGCCGCCGCCGCCGCAGGUCGCGGCCCACGCGGAGCCCGCGAGCGGCCCCGACGGCGGCGGGCGGAAGGCGGAGCCCGCGGGCGCCGGCGGGGAGGAGAAGGCGUCGCCUUUCGGCAUCAAGCUGCGAAGGACCAACUACUCCCUGCGCUUCCACUCGGACCAGCAGGCCGAGCAGAAGAGGAAGAAGAGGCCCGGCAGCGGCGGGGACGGCGCGGGCGCGGGCGCGGGCGGAGACAAGGACGCGGCGGCCCGGCCCGGCCCGGCCCUCGCGGCCGCCCCGACGGAAAGUGCCCCCGGUCCCGCCGCGCCGCCGCCGGCGGCCCAGCCCGCGCCCGCUCCCGCCAGCAGCCGCAGCCCCACGCCCGAGCACAGGCCACCCCCCAAAAUGCCAACGGUUCAGAAGCCAGCCCUGGCGCCCAAGCCCAGCAGCCAGACCCCGCCGCCGUCCCCGCUGUCCAAACUGAGCCGGCCCUACCUGGCCGAGCUGCUGUCCCGGCGGCCCGGGAAGCCCGACGCAGAGCCCGGGGAGCCAAGCAGGGAGCCGAGCAAGGAGCCGGGACCUCGGGCCGCCCCGUCGGGCUGCCCGCCGCCGCCCCCCGAGGAGGAGCGGGGGCCCGAGAGGAAGCCCGGCUCGCCCGCCCCACCCGCCGGCCGCCGGGAGAAGCAGCCCUCGCCCAGCCCGGAGCCCGAGAGGAGAGAAAAGCCGGUGCUGCAGAGCAGACACUCCCUAGACGGCUCCCGACUGGCGGACAAGGGGGAGCCGGCGCAGCCGCUGUGGAUCACACUCGCGCUGCAGAAGCAGAAGGGCUUCCGCGAGCAGCAGGCCACCCGCGAGGAGAGGAAGCAGGCCCGGGAGGCCAGGCAGGCAGAAAAGCUCUCCAAAGAGGUGAGCAUCAGCAGAGCCGGGUCCAUGCACAAGCCCGUCACUCAGCCUGAAGUGCAGAAGCCGCAGAAGCCCGAGGAGCCGAAGCCCGACACCGCAGCGUCCAGGCUGGAGCGCAGAGAGCACCUGAAGAAAGCCAACACUCUCCCCACGUCCGUGACAGUGGAGAUCUCGGAUUCGGCUCCCCCCGCGCCGCUGGUGAAAGAAGUGACAAAGAGGCUGUCCACCCCGGACGCGGCCCCCGUGUCCACGGAACCUGCCUGGCUGGCUCUGGCCAAGAGGAAAGCCAAGGCCUGGAGCGACUGCCCACAAAUCAUUAAGUAGACUGACUCUCGUUUCCUCCUCAGAGGCCAUCACCGGCCUCUCCUGCCCUUUUUAUUUAUUUUUUAUAUAAGGUAAAGAAAUCAAGCUAGGGAAAGCAGCAUGUUUUAUAGGCUCUACAAUAAUGUUUAGAAACUGAACUGUGUCGUUCCUUGUAAAGAGUGUAUUUGCACAACCCUAGGUCCUGGUGCCUUGAGCUCCUCCUAGUUGAAAGAGAGAGUUCCGUCUGCGGGAUCCUGAGGUAGGUUCUCCAGGCCGAGAACUCGGGAGAGCGUGCCGUGCCCGCCCCACGGUGCUCCCACUCAGCCCCGAGUCAUCGGAACACGAACUCUUGCCAAUCUUUAUACUGGUUUGAGAUUCUCCACUCCAGUUUCUCGUAUCCCAAACACUGACCUAGCCCAGCACGGGGGUUUUCCUGCUGUACUGGUGGAAAGUUCAACCAUGGAAGCCACACGCCCUUCUCCUGAAUGCAGCGAAUGGCAGGGAGCCCUCUGACUCUGUGUCCGGGUUUCAUCACAUUUCCCCAGCCUGGAAUUGUCAUGCAGGACGCGAAUUCAUUCUCACUCCCACCACACAAAUGAUUUGAUGCCAUUUCUCUCCUUUAAGGACAUGUUAAGUAUUUGGUCCACUUGGCUUCUUAGGAACAUCUUUAGAAAAUUGUUUUUAGGGCCACCCCCCUUUCUUUUGGCGGGGUUUGGGGGGAGGGUGGUAUUCAUACAGUACUAGGGAUUGAACUCAGGGCCUCACAAAUGCAAGGCAUGUCUCUUCCACUCGACUUACCUCCUAGAAACCUUUGUAUAUAACAUGGUGAAGAAAGCAAGCUGCAAGUUCUGUUUUUGUCUCUAAGAAGCCCCAUCUCGGGGCCAGGGUGCGAGUACAGUGGGUAAGGUGCUGGCCUUGCCUGUGACCAACCUGUGCUGCCUCUCCAGCAUCCCAUGUGGGUCCCCAGCUCCCACCAGGAGCGAUCCCGGAGUAAGCCAUGGGCACCUCCAGGUGUGGAUCCCAAACAAAUAAAAACAAACCCCCUCCCCACCAAUGCAUCGGUUCUUAGGAGGGCCAGCUUCCAUUCCACCCUUCCUCAUGGGGCCAAGAAUGUACACUCUGCAGAAAUUCUUUAGAAGAAUCACCUCAAAGGUUGAGAAGCUUAGAACAAGCUGCUUCUAGUAUAAUUUUUAAAGGUCCGAUGGGGAGUCUCAUUUUACCCAAAGAAGCAAAAGUGAGACACACACACACACACACACACACACACACACACACACACACAAAACCCUGAAAAAAAAAUAGCUCCCAAUCAAGCCAUUUAUUACAGCAUUAUGAGAGGCAGCUGACAUCACUGACGCUACAGGUCUCUGAAAAUUCCCUCCAUCUUCAGGGAAAGUUAACAGAAGCCGAGAAUUGGGACUCUGCACAAAGGACUUCCUGCAGGAAGCUUUCCUCGACUAGAAUAAAAUUCCUAUUUAAAGUUAAAAGUUUAAUAGCAUUUACAAUUUACCAUGUCCACACCAUACCUUAAAAACAAAACAAAACAAAAAAAACCCACCCUGCAUUUCAGAGUCUUAAGUGGCCUUGUUAUCUACAAAGAAGGGACAUGGCAUAUAAGAUCCACGUUUAUUCACUUUGAUGCUUCUAAAUUUGCUUUUCGUGACACACAGACAUGCCAGUCGAUUGCCAUAGUGCUGGUACUCAUUGUAUUUCGUGGUGUUAGCAUGUUUCUUAUUCUGACUCCAACAUACAAGUCCAAAUCCUUGACCUAGUGCAGGAGGAACUACAUCCUUCCCUUCUCUCCUAUAAAAGCAGGUUUUCUUAGUAUCCAUAGCUGUUUUCUUUUUUGCUUAUUCAGUAUACAAUGUUAGUGUAUUAUUUACCUUCAUGAAAGAAAGAUGGCCGUGCCACGUAGAAGCAUUUUUGUGGGGGAACAGUGGCUCAGCCGUAUGCUAGAGCUGACAAGGGUGGUCAAAUGCAUAGUCGUACUCUUGUAAGCUGAGUUUAUUAUUCUACAUAUUGGACCUUCAGACUGUUAAGUAUCAAUGAAACUUGAAUCUUUCAAAUUGCUAUGGGAGGCAACAAAUAUUCCACUGCACGCUUCCUGCACCGAUGCUCCUUUCCAAAUCAAGUCUGUAGGCAGUUUUUAGUUCCAAUGAUUGACUCACCUUAAUGGACCUCUUCAGUGAGAAUAACACUUCAAUGGGAAUCUUUCCAUCUAUAAGUCCUGGAAUUAUAGUGCUAUAGUAAUUCUUCUGAAUUGAAAUUUUCUUUCCUCCUAUCAGCCUUGGAUUACACUGAUAGCAGUAAUGACAGAACAGAUGUAAGAAUCGAUUCAUUAACAAAGAAUGAGAGAUGAAUCGACCCUGUACCGAGUUACCUGCCACUGAGGCCAUGCCAGGUCGGAGCAGUGCCUCAGUCAACAUUUCCAUGGGGGCGCUAGGGACAAAGCUCAGCGACACAGCACUUGCCUUGCAGAUGUGAGGCGCUGGGCUCAAUAUCCAGCACUGCAGAAACUUUCCAUCAAAAUCUUUAGUAAGAGUGUACUGGAAACAGUCACAGCAAUUACUCCUAGAGGUACCUGUUUAUUAUUUCAUAAAAAAUUACUUCAGCUUUGCACUCAAUACCAAUGAAGUGUUAUUUUGCUUUAGUUGUGGUGCAGUCAACAAAAUAUGGGGAAAAUCGGUUAAAACACACAAAAAUUCAAGACCUUUUUAAAUGAAUGAUUGUUAUGUUAAAUACACAAGCGUAAACUUGUUUUUUCUUAAAAAAAAAAAACAAAACGAAACAAAAAAAACAAACAUACAUUUCUCCUGGCAAGGUAAUAGAUGAUUGACCUCUGUUCAUAGACAUACAUAUACAAUUAGAGGUUUUUGUUUACUUUUUUAAUUUUUCAAGUGCAAUUUUUCUUAUACAUCAUUGUUAAUCGCUAUUAAAUUUACCAGUCAGUUAUCAGCAAAUUAUAGUAUGUAUUCAUUGUCUCUUCUUGUGACAUUUAAUUUAAUUGCUUAUUUUAAAGCAGAAACAUUAGAGUUACAAGUGUCUUGCAAUAUUUUUACCAACAAUAAAAUUAAGUAGAGGCUUAAUAAUGAAAAUACCUUAAGUGUGAUCUUAAUAUUAUUUUGAGAUUUUUGGUUGUAUAAAGUUUUAAUGUAAAAAUGUCCAUUAUUGAAGGAAAAAAACCCUUUCAAUAAAAAAUACCCACAAGA